This is a messenger RNA of Odobenus rosmarus divergens (Pacific walrus), 3183 nucleotides long. It is a transcript of the gene INPP4A, whose product is annotated as inositol polyphosphate-4-phosphatase, type I, 107kDa. Lineage: Eukaryota; Metazoa; Chordata; Mammalia; Carnivora; Odobenidae. The record is from RefSeq and is a predicted model, not a curated record. Gene Ontology annotation, molecular function: phosphatidylinositol-3,4-bisphosphate 4-phosphatase activity. The transcript is spliced from 24 exons. Gene Ontology annotation, cellular component: cytoplasm. The coding region runs from base 175 to 3105 and encodes 976 amino acids.
AUGAUGGAUUUGGACGUGCUUCUAUGAAGAAAUGCCACGUGUCUCAACUGGUCCAAGAACAAACAUGUCCAGACUCCUGCCACCUUAGGGGACUAGGUCUUGGUGACAGCGCUUCCCGGGGAAUCAGGCGCGGUCUGACCCAGGAACAGGAAGCACACCAUCACCAAUGACAUCAUGACAGCAAGAGAGCACAGCCCUCGCCAUGGGGCCAGGGCCCGUGCGAUGCAGCGGGCUUCCACCAUUGAUGUGGCAGCCGACAUGCUGGGCCUCUCUCUGGCAGGAAAUAUACAAGAUCCAGAUGAGCCCAUUUUAGAAUUCAGCUUAGCUUGCAGUGAGUUGCAUACUCCAUCGCUAGAUCGAAAACCAAAUAGUUUUGUAGCAGUGAGCGUCACCACCCCUCCUCAGGCAUUCUGGACGAAACACGCGCAGACGGAGAUCAUCGAGGGAACCAACAAUCCUAUAUUUCUAAGCAGUAUUGCCUUCUUUCAAGACUCUCUUAUCAAUCAGAUGACCCAAAUCAAACUCUCCGUGUAUGAUGUCAAAGAUCGAUCUCAGGGAACAAUGUAUUUACUGGGUUCUGGAACAUUCAUUGUCAAAGAUCUGCUCCAGGACAGGCAUCAUAGGUUGCAUUUAACACUAAGAUCUGCGGAGAGUGACCGCGUGGGUAACAUCACCGUGAUCGGCUGGCAGAUGGAGGAGAAGUCAGACCAGCGGCCCCCUGUGACCCGGUCUCUGGACACCGUCAAUGGGAGGAUGGUUCUCCCCGUUGAUGAGAGCUUGACAGAGGCGCUGGGAAUCCGAUCCAAGUAUGCUUCGUUGCGAAAAGACACUUUACUGAAAUCGGUGUUCGGCGGCGCCAUCUGCCGCAUGUACCGGUUCCCCACCACGGACGGCAACCACCUGCGGAUCCUAGAGCAGAUGGCCGAGAGCGUGCUCUCCUUGCACGUGCCCCGGCAGUUCGUGAAGCUCCUGCUGGAAGAAGACGCGGCCAGAGUGUGUGAGCUGGAGGAGUUGGGGGAUCUGUCCCCUUGCUGGGAGAGCCUCCGGCGCCAGAUUGUCACUCAGUACCAGACCAUCAUCCUCACGUACCAGGAGAACCUGACUGACCUCCAUCAGUACAAAGGUCCCUCGUUUAAAGCGAGCAGUUUGAAAGCAGAUAAAAAGUUAGAAUUCGUUCCCACAAACUUGCACAUACAGAGGAUGAGAGUUCAAGACGAUGGGGGGUCAGAUCAGAACUACGACAUUGUCACCAUCGGAGCACCAGCUGCACACUGCCAAGGUUUUAAGUCAGGAGGUCUCCGCAAAAAGCUGCACAAAUUUGAAGAGACCAAGAAGCAUACACCAUCCAGCUGCCAGUCCAUAAUCUACAUACCACAGGACAUCAUCAGAGCCAAGGAGAUCAUUGCCCAGAUCAAUACCCUGAAAACCCAAGUGAGUUACUAUGCAGAGCGGCUCUCGAGGGCAGCCAAGGACAGGUCUGCCACUGGCCUCGAAAGAACCCUCGCCAUCCUGGCAGACAAGACCCGGCAGCUGGUCACCGUGUGCGACUGCAAGCUGCUGGCCAACUCCAUCCACGGGCUGAACGCGGCGCGGCCCGACUACAUUGCCUCCAGGGCCUCCCCCACGUCGAGUGAGGAGGAGCAGGUGAUGCUUAGGAACGACCAGGACACCCUCAUGGCCAGGUGGACGGGGAGGAACAGCCGGUCUUCUCUGCAGGUGGACUGGCAUGAGGAGGAGUGGGAAAAAGUGUGGCUGAAUGUAGACAAGAGCCUGGAGUGCAUCAUUCAGCGGGUGGACAAGCUGCUGCAGAAGGAGCGCCUGCACGGCGAAGGCUGUGAGGAUGUCUUCCCGUGCGCGGGCAGCUGUACCAGCAAGAAAGGUAACCGGGACAGCCACGCCUACUGGAUCAAACCGGAAGACCCCUUCUGCAAUGUGCCCUCCUCACCAUGCCCCUCCACCGUCUGCUCGAUGCCAUCCUCACCUGCAUGCCAUCCUCACCUGACCACACAUUGCAGCCCCCCUCCUGACGAGUCCAGCCCAGGUGAAUGGAGCGAGGCCCUUUACCCCCUGCUGACCACCCUCACAGACUGCGUGGCCAUGAUGAGCGACAAGGCCAAGAAGGCGAUGGUCUUCCUGCUCAUGCAGGACAGCGCUCCCACCAUAGCCACAUACCUGAGCCUGCAGUACCGCCGUGAUGUGGUCUUCUGCCAAACCCUGACUGCUCUCAUCUGUGGCUUCAUCAUCAAGCUGAGGAACUGCCUGCAUGACGACGGCUUCCUGCGGCAGCUCUACACCAUCGGGCUGCUGGCCCAGUUUGAGAGCCUGCUGAGCACCUACGGUGAGGAGCUGGCCAUGCUGGAGGACAUGAGCCUUGGAAUCAUGGACCUGAGGAACGUGACCUUCAAAGUCACUCAGGCCACGUCUAAUGCAUCGACUGACAUGCUGCCUGUCAUCACUGGAAAUCGUGAUGGGUUUAACGUGCGGAUCCCGCUACCGGGCCCCCUGUUCGACGCGCUGCCCCGGGAGAUCCAGAGCGGCAUGCUGCUGCGGGUGCAGCCCGUCCUCUUCAAUGUGGGCAUCAACGAGCAGCAGACACUGGCCGAGAGGUUUGGCGAUACAUCUUUACAAGAAGUUAUCAACGUGGAAAGUUUGGUGCGGUUAAACUCCUACUUUGAGCAGUUUAAGGAAGUUUUGCCCGAGGACUGCCUACCUCGAUCUCGGAGCCAGACAUGCCUGCCGGAGCUGCUGCGUUUUCUGGGCCAGAAUGUACACGCCAGGAAGAAUAAGAAUGUCGACAUUCUCUGGCAAGCUGCUGAGAUCUGCCGCCGCCUUAACGGGGUCCGGUUCACCAGCUGCAAGAGCGCCAAGGACCGCACGGCCAUGUCAGUGACGCUGGAGCAGUGCCUGAUCCUGCAGCACGAGCACGGCAUGGCCCCGCAGGUGUUCACCCAGGCGCUGGAGUGCAUGCGCAGUGAGGGUUGUCGAAGAGAAAAUACAAUGAAGAAUGUUGGAAGUCGCAAAUAUGCAUUUAAUUCCCUGCAGCUGAAGGCUUUCCCCAAGCAUUACAGGCCUCCCGAAGGGACUUACGGAAAAGUUGAAACAUGAACACAUGGUUCCUCUAAUUAGCUGUUACAUACUAAAUGUGGGUACCCUGUAGUGUCAUAUUUGAAUUCUUCAAGAAGA